Molecule: messenger RNA, 2173 nt
Organism: Anastrepha ludens (Mexican fruit fly)
Lineage: Eukaryota; Metazoa; Arthropoda; Insecta; Diptera; Tephritidae
Exons: 2
Coding region: 512-2092 (526 amino acids)
Source: RefSeq, a predicted model, not a curated record
UUACACUCAAUGCAUACUUAUAUUACAUACAUACACACAUACCAAUUAAGCGCUCUUAUUUUAAUCAUUUUGCCUAUUACUUAUAUUCGUUUCUAAUUUACUGUAACAUCUUGUACAUACAUUUUUGCUAUAUAAGGUCCUACUCAACUUAUGUAUAUUACCAUUAGAAAAAAUACACUAGCGAAAUAAAGUGAAUUCGAAGUCAAGACAAAUCAGUCUUCCGACUCUUAACAUUGGUGACCCCGACGUGAUCAUACAUUUGAUACGUCGUACAAACAAAACAAAAACAAAAAACAAAAAACUAAUAAGCAAACGUUGUUGCUCAUCUUAAGUACCGUGUGCUUAAGUACAUUCACCUGCAUAACCGUUGCAUACACGGUCAGCUACCUUGGCCUACCGGACUUGCAUUUACUUUUGCAGCUGUAAACUCACGCCAUCCUACCGCUAACUUAGUACUGUAUACCGCAUACAGUUGGGAAUUUUUGUAAUCGCUAUCAAAGGCACUGUGAAAAUGUCAAGGAAUGAAGACUCUCUAUCCGCACGACCAGGAUGGUUCCUGAAAAGGAAAAGUGAAGCUAUUUUUAGGCAAAUGGAAUCCAUGCAUCGUCUCGCAACAACCGAAGCCCUACGCUCACUGGAUCAUGUAGAUCUCACGUUGAAAUUGGAACUAGUAGACAACAUACGGAGUAAUUUUGAGCUCACACAAAACCGCCUGGAAGAAGAAGAUCCUGACGAAUUAGACACUGAUGCUCGACAGCAGUUCUUGAACAUAUUUAUUUCAGUCAAAGGCGCCAUCACUCGCGAGCUGCAGUCCAACCGCUUAGAUAGCCAUUUACAUUCAACCACACGCAAUUUUUCGCCUCAGGACUCGCAAUCUGUGGUUGUUCUUAAGCAACCAAAAUCUUGUUUACCGGAACUGAAGUUGCCAACGUUUAGAGGCAACUACUCAGAUUGGCCACAAUUUUUCUCCAUGUUUCGCACCAUAAUUGACCGAGAAGCUGAAUUAACUAAAGUGGAAAAACUCCAACAUCUCCGCUCAUGCCUUGCAGAUGCCGCGUUGGACACCAUAAAGUCCUUAGAAAUUCGCGAAUUUAACUAUGAUAAAGCUCUUGAAUUACUAAAUAACCGAUUCGAUAACAAGCGUUUAAUUUUUCAGGCACAUAUCCGUGAGUUAUUUGGACUAGAAAGUGUCGAAGGAAAGGUGGCAACAAAUCUCCGGCGGUUAACGGAUAAAUUUUUGUCACAUAUUCGUGCAUUACAGACUUUAGGCAGCAUAGAACAAUUGGCCGACAGCUUGCUGAUACACAUCGUUAUGCAGAAACUUGACUCCACUACUCAAAACAUGUGGGAGGAAAAAGUGUCAUCCAAUGAGCUACCCACUUGGGAAGGCAUGGCGUUGUUCCUAGAAAAAAGGUGUCAAACUCUGGAGAAUGUUGCGUUUGCUACGCUCGGUAAGACUCCAACCAAACAGGUGAGCAAAUAUGUGAAUCGCAACAAGUCUUUUGUGGUCUCGAAGCCUGCGCAAAGGUCAUGUGUGUUUUGCAAGCACCUUGAUCACCUCAUUUAUACUUGCCCGUCAUUUGCGAAACUCUCCCCAAGCGAGCGCUGGAAAGAGGCAAAAAUUGCUGAACUUUGCCUGAACUGUCUUAAGCUUGGACAUCGAUUACAACAAUGCAAAUCCACUCACUGUUUUCGUUGUAAAGGUGCUCAUCACACCCUUUUACAUAAGGAUAUUCCAGAGCAACCCAUCCAAAAUGCCUCAUCGGCAGAAAAGUUUCUUCAACCAGGAUCAGCAGCAUCUUUGGUUUCCAUGGCGCCUCCAUGCAUAUCAAACGAGCACUCAAGCAUUAAACCAAACGAAUCCGUACUACUAGCUACCGCAACGGUGUUUGUAAAAAACAGUGUUGGAUGUUUUAUCCCCUGUCGUGCUAUUUUAGACUCAGCUUCGCAACUAAAUUUCGUUACGAGCAGGUUAUCCAACCAACUACAGUUGAAGAAAUCGAAGUUCCCAGUAGCAGUUUCGGGAAUUGGAGACUCAGAUACAACAAGCAUCCUGAUGAUCUUGCAGUUCUUACGCCGGGACAUUUUUUGAUUGGCGGCCCUUUCACAGCUACAGUAGAACCAGACAUCACUGAUCUGAAUAUUAACAGGCUCAGUCGUUGGCAGCGAAUUU